This is a messenger RNA of Lolium rigidum, 4770 nucleotides long. RefSeq names its product ABC transporter G family member 41-like. Bases 103 to 4506 code for a protein of 1467 amino acids. Gene Ontology annotation, cellular component: membrane. NCBI's taxonomy places the organism in Eukaryota, Viridiplantae, Streptophyta, Magnoliopsida, Poales, Poaceae. The record is from RefSeq and is a predicted model, not a curated record. The transcript has 23 exons. Gene Ontology annotation, molecular function: ABC-type transporter activity; ATP hydrolysis activity; ATP binding.
AAUAAAGGAAUAGUGAGCAAUCAAGAUGAUUCGUCAACUACUACUAAGUACAACAGCUUGUUGUCAACAAGAGAGGCAGAGAAGGAAGAGGAGAGGUAGGUGAUGAGCAAGGUGAAGAUGGGCGAGUUAGAACAAGAAGAGAUAGUCGACCAUGAGUCAGAGAAGAAGGAGGCGGCCUCAGCCGCCAGCAGGCUGCAACUGUCGUCGUCGUCGUUGAGGGAGGCGCUCUCCUCCACUUCCUCCCUGUCCAGGCUCUCCCUGUCCCUCUCCCUGAGAGAACAGCACCACGACGAGGAAGGUGAGCUGAAAUGGGCGGCCAUCGAGCGGCUGCCAACCAUGGACAGGCUCCACACCUCGCUGCCUCUCCAUGCCAAGGCCAAUGCCGGCGACGGUGCCCAUCUGCUGGAGCCGGUGGACGUGCGGACCCUGGGUGCGGCAGACCGGCGGGAGCUCGUGCACAACCUCAUCGCUGACAUCCACAAGGACAACCUCCGCCUGCUCCGCUACCAGCGCCGCCGGAUGGACAGGGUGGGCGUGCGGCAGCCCACUGUUGAGGUCCGCUGGCGGAACGUCCGUGUCGAGGCCGAGUGCCAGGUCGUCGACGGCAAGCCGCUGCCCACGCUCCUCAACUCCGCCAUAUCCACGCUCUCUCUGCUCACCACCAUGCUGGGCUUCAAGCGUAACCAAGAAAGGAUCCACAUCCUCAAAGAUGUCACCGGCAUCCUCAAACCUUCCAGGAUGACCCUACUCCUUGGACCCCCAGGCUGCGGAAAAACAUCCCUCUUGCUAGCACUUGCGGGAAAGCUCAACAGAAAUCUCAAGGUAACAGGAGAAACUGAAUACAAUGGCGUCAAGCUGCAAGAUUUUGUUCCGGAGAAGACAGCAGCUUACAUUGGUCAGUAUGAUCUUCAUGUCCCUGAGAUGACUGUCAGGGAGACGCUCGACUUCUCUGCAAGAUUCCAGGGCGUCGGCAGCAGAGCAGAAAUCAUGAAGGAAGUCAUUAGAAGGGAGAAGGAGGCCGGUAUCACCCCUGACCCCGACAUAGAUACGUACAUGAAGGCAAUAUCUGUGGAAGGUUUAGAAAGAAGCAUGCAAACAGAUUACAUUAUGAAGAUCAUGGGACUUGACAUAUGCGCUGAUGUACUAGUGGGAGAUGCCAUGAGAAGAGGUAUUUCAGGCGGUGAGAAGAAAAGACUAACCACAGGAGAGAUGAUAGUAGGGCCCUCAAAAGCACUCUUCAUGGAUGAAAUAUCAACUGGGCUGGACAGUUCGACCACCUUUCAAAUUGUUUCUUGCCUCCAACAGCUAGCUCAUAUAUCAGAGUCUACCAUACUGGUCUCACUCCUUCAACCAGCACCAGAGACUUAUGACCUUUUUGAUGAUAUUAUCUUGAUGGCUGAAGGACAAAUCGUUUACCAUGGCCGUAAGGAUUGCAUUAUGAGUUUCUUUGAAUCGUGUGGAUUUAAGUGUCCCGAAAGAAAAGGGGGCGCUGACUUUCUUCAAGAGGUCUUGUCAAAAAAGGAUCAACAGCAAUACUGGAGCCGUACCAAAGAAAGAUAUAAUUUUGUUACAGUUGACCAAUUCUGUGACAAGUUCAAAGCAUCUCCAAGUGGUCAGAAUCUUGCGGAGGAGCUUUUGAAGCCGUAUGACAAAUCAAAAGGACACAAGGAUGCCCUGUCCUUCAGCAUCUACUCAUUAUCCAAGUUGGAUCUCCUCAAGGCAUGUUUUGCGCGGGAGCUCCUCCUUAUGAAAAGGAAUGCCUUCCUGUAUAUAACAAAAACCAUUCAGCUUGGACUACUUGCUGUUAUUACUGGGACUGUAUUUCUGCGCACGCGUAUGGGUGUUGACAGGGUUCAUGCUAACUAUUACAUGGGUUCAAUCUUUUAUUCCCUCCUGCUUCUGAUGGUGAAUGGGUUCCCUGAACUGGCCAUGGCAGUUAGCAGACUCCCUGUCUUCUACAAACAGCGAGACUACUACUUCUAUCCUGCAUGGGCUUAUGCAAUACCAUCUUUUAUCUUAAAGAUUCCAGUCUCUUUAGUUGAGUCAGUAGCUUGGACAUCAAUAUCCUACUUCCUGAUUGGCUAUACCCCGGAAGCAUCCAGAUUUUUCCGUCAGCUCCUCAUCCUCUUCCUCAUCCACACCUCAGCAUUAUCAAUGUUUCGAUGUGUCGCCUCAUACUGUCAAACAAUGGUGGCUGGUUCAGUCGGUGGUACGCUGGCAUUUCUGGUCAUCCUUCUGUUUGGGGGUUUCAUAAUUCCUCGCCCAUUUCUGCCUAAUUGGCUAAAAUGGGGAUUUUGGAUCUCCCCGUUGUCUUAUGCUGAGAUAGGCUUAACUGGAAAUGAGUUUUUGGCUCCAAGAUGGUUGGAGAUCACGGCAUCUGGUGCAAAACUUGGAAGGAUUAUAUUAAUGGAUAAAGGGCUAGACUUCUCCAGCUACUUCUACUGGAUAUCAGUCGGAGCACUCAUUGGGUUUAUUUUGUUGUUUAAUGUAGGCUAUGCCACUGGCUUGACUAUUAAAAACCUUCCAGGAACUUCUCAAGCUAUUAUAUCUCGCAAUAAGCCUACCACAUUUGACGAAAAUGACCAAGAUAUGUUCAUGGAUACGAAAAAUGGGAUGCCUAAGUUACAAGCAGAAACUGCUUUGACAGCUAAUAGGACUGGCAGGAUGGCAUUGCCUUUCACACCCCUUAUAAUAUCAUUCCAGGAUGUCAACUACUAUGUAGACACCCCUGCGGAAAUGAAGGAGCAUGGUUACAUGGAAAGUAAACUACAACUACUCCACAAUAUCACAGGAGCAUUCCAGCCAGGGGUUCUCUCAGCACUCAUGGGGGUUACUGGAGCUGGAAAAACAACACUCCUUGAUGUUCUUGCUGGAAGGAAAACAGGUGGUGUUAUUGAAGGGGAUAUAAGAAUAGGAGGUUAUCCCAAAAUCCAAGAAACUUUUGCUAGGAUAUCAGGCUACUGUGAACAGACAGAUGUUCAUUCUCCCCAAAUCACAGUUGGAGAGUCAGUAGCAUAUUCAGCCUGGUUGCGCCUUCCACCAGAAAUUGAUUCAAAAACAAGAAAUGAAUUUGUCAAUGAAGUCCUUGAAACAAUUGAGUUGGACGACAUUAGGGAUUCCUUGGUUGGAAUACCAGGGGUAAAUGGACUAUCGACAGAGCAACGGAAAAGGCUUACUAUUGCAGUCGAGCUUGUAUCUAAUCCUUCAAUCAUAUUCAUGGAUGAGCCAACAUCAGGUUUGGAUGCAAGGGCAGCUGCCAUCGUCAUGCGUGCAGUGAAGAACGUUGCAGACACAGGCCGAACAGUUGUAUGCACCAUUCACCAACCAAGUAUUGAGAUAUUUGAGGCAUUUGAUGAGUUGCUGCUUAUGAAAAGGGGUGGAAAGUUGAUUUAUGCUGGGCCACUUGGACACCUUUCGUGUGAGGUCAUCCGAUAUUUCCAGGAAAUACCUGGGGUGCCCAGGAUCAAGGACAAUUACAACCCAUCAACAUGGAUGUUAGAAGUUACUUCUACAUCUAUGGAAGUUCAAUUGGGAGUAGAUUUUGCACAAAUGUACAGGGAAUCAUCAAUGUGCAAGGACAAGAACAUACUGGUAAAGCGCCUGAGCAUACCAGUUCCAGGUACAAGUGACCUCCAUUUCCCAACACAGUUCCCACAGAAGUUUUGGGAGCAAUUCAAAGCUUGCCUCUGGAAGCAGUCUUUGUCAUAUUGGAGAACCCCUUCCUACAACCUGGUGCGGAUGGUGUUCAUAACAGUCACAUGCAUUUCCUUCGGUGUUUUAUUCUGGCAGCAAGGAAACAUCAACCGCAUAAAUGACCAGCAAAGUUUGUUUACCAUAUUGGGGUGCAUGUAUGGAAUCACUCUGUUCUCUGGCAUCAACAACUGCCAAUCGGUGAUGCCAUUUGUAUCCGUUGAGCGCUCCGUCGUGUACCGGGAAAGGUUUGCAGGGAUGUACUCACCUUGGGCCUACUCCUUUGCUCAGGUCGCCAUGGAGAUACCUUAUGUGCUGGUGCAGGUACUGCUGUUCAUGGUGAUAUCAUACCCGAUGGUAGGGUACACGUGGACACCAGCGAAGUUCUUUUGGUUCAUGUAUACCAUGUUUUGCACGCUGCUCUACUUCCUCUACCUGGGAAUGUUGAUGGUGUCACUCACCCCCAACAUCCAAGUCGCAUCCAUACUUGCAUCCAUGUUCUAUACCCUACAAAACCUCAUGUGUGGCUUCAUCGUGCCUGCACCACAAAUACCAAGAUGGUGGAUAUGGCUCUACUAUAUCUCUCCAAUGUCAUGGACGCUCAAUGUCUUCUUCACCACACAGUUCGGGGACGACACCGACAGAAUGGUCAUGGUAUUUGGAGAGACCAAAUCCAUUGCAGUUUUCAUGAGGGACUACUUUGGUUUUCGCCGUGACCUGCUGCCACUGUCAGCCAUAGCUCUGGCGGCAUUCCCCAUCCUCUUUGCCGUCCUCUUUGGAUACAAUAUCUCAAAGCUCAAUUUCCAAAGGCGAUAGACACACAGGUACUAAAAGUAGUAGAACCGUAGCACAAUACAGAAUAGGUAUUGCACUCCAUGUACACAAAUUUAAACCAUGUGUUUGCUUGAGUAAACAAAAAGGUCAGUGUAUUUUCUGUGUAAUCCUGAUACAUAGCACAACGUAAUGGCCGUGUGUGAUAUUAUUAUCAAUAGAGGCUCUUAGGCACUUUCUCUGCAGUUUGUAUCAUUUGUUAUUAUUGUAAAUUUGUAAUAGAAGUCUUUUACUGACGAAAAAAAAGCA